AUGCGCGGGUUGCUCUCUCGCAUCCACGUUAUCCCCGCGGGUCCCGGGGUGACGCCGGUGGAGCUCCGAGAGUCGGCCUCCGUGGCCGAGAGGGUUCAGGAGUGGGAGGCCCAGAGGAGUUCGGCGGACGACGCCAGAGGCGACCCCGGCACUUUGAUCGAACUGGCUUGCGGAGAGGAGGAGGGCCUGAUCGAGCUCAGGGAAGAGGACGGGGCUGACGAACAGGACCGGAUGCUCCUCCAGGAGUUGGAAAAAUAUAUCCUGGAGCAGGUCCGUCCCAUGAGACUCGACAAGGAGCGUGUUAAAUGUCCCGAGGAGCUGCUCGAUGCAAGAGAGCUCCGAGACUAUCGCGGCCUGGUGGCGAAGAUUCUCUGGGCGGCCCGCCAGUCUCGUCCCGACGUGUCCGGGUCCGCCUCGAUGCUGAGCGCCGAAUGCCCACAGGUCAAGAUAGCCUCGGCUCUCAUGGCUAACAAGGUUGCUCGCCACCUCCGGUGUACGGCCAGCUCCUGUCUGACGAUUUGGCCCCUGGACCUGAGUGCCGUGACCAUGGGACAGUGGUUGUGGCUCGUUUUCCGGGAUGCCCUGUAUGGAGACGUGAGGGGGCCUGAAUGGUGGAACUCAGGGACGUCCUGCCCCUUUGCAGUCGCGCUCGUCGACGAGUGUGCCAUCGCCGAGGCUUCCGAGGGCGUCGCCGUAGUCGAUGCGAAGUCCCUCUUCGAUACGCUGUCCAAGAACUGCGGGGGUGCUAAGGCUGACCGCCGCAACGCCAUCGAGAUGGCGAUAGUCCGGGACUCGAUGACAGCCGAAGGGACAGUGGUGAGGUGGGUUCCACACUGCAAGAUGCCAGCUGACGCUCUGACCAAGGUCGACCCAGGACGAGGGAAUUUUGCUCUGACUGAUCUCAUGCACAAGGGGAUGCUGGCGCUAACGGACGAGUCUGGGUCGCUCGAUGAGCGAUCUCUCAACCUGUCGCUGAAGUCACCCUCGCGUCCGCCGGGCCUGCCGGGCCCAGUACCCUCCGACCCGG
This is a messenger RNA of Prorocentrum cordatum, 1027 nucleotides long. NCBI's taxonomy places the organism in Eukaryota, Dinophyceae, Prorocentrales, Prorocentraceae. The record is from the annotation of a GenBank genome assembly.